Aplysia californica (California sea hare) is the source of this 3997-nucleotide messenger RNA. RefSeq lists its product as uncharacterized. The coding region runs from base 241 to 615 and encodes 124 amino acids. NCBI's taxonomy places the organism in Eukaryota, Metazoa, Mollusca, Gastropoda, Aplysiida, Aplysiidae. The record is from RefSeq and is a predicted model, not a curated record. The transcript is spliced from 3 exons.
UUCUGCAGUGUAAACAGAUCCCUGGAAGCUUGUGCCUGUGUUCUGCCACAAUCUGCGUUCUCCCAUCCAGCUUCGAUUCCUGUCGGUCGGCGACGCUAGUGUGCCCUAAAUUCUAAAUUAGCCGCCGAAAGCCAAAGCCGUUUUAGAGGUGCACUGCAGUUCUGUUGCCUGUUUGCCGAAAUUUGUUACAUCAUAGCCAGCCUGGCACUCAACUUUAUUGUUUUUCAAGCAAAGUAAAUCAUGGACAUCAAUAUCAAGCUCAACGUGGCAAUGCUGAUUGCUGUGGUGGCAGUUGAAGCCAUCUCUAUGGUCUGGUAUGCCCACGGAUCUCCAUGGGGACGCAGAGUUGGCGACCGCUACUUUAUCACUGCCAUUGUGUGUGACAUUGGCUUGGUCGUUAUCCUGAAGUUUAUUAUUGACAACUUCUGGUCAGUGCACAAGUGGGAGGACGCCAUGUUCCUGUCCCUGUGGCUGACUUUGCUGUUCCUCUGCCUGCAGGCCCCCCACGUGGUGCACAACUCCGACAGCUUCUACUACUGCUUUGUUCACGCACUGCACAAGUUCACCAUUCUGUUUGCUGUCAGCUUCUGUCUGGUACAUUUCAAGCACGUCUGAACCUUGGAGCAAUGUUGACACAGCCAUUUUGUCUCUAAAAAUGAGCUUGAACCCUGUAAAAAUGAAAUUGUCUUAAGUUCUAUAUUUGAGAAAAUAAAACAGUUUGAUUGUUUUACUUAUGUUAUUCAGAAUUUUACCACUUUCACUAAAUGCACCAAGCAUAAAAAUCCAGACAAAAUAUUAGAAAAAUUGAGCAACUUAAAAGAUUUCGAAGAAACAUUUAAUUUUCAAUAAUUAUUUUCUCAAAACGAUUGUAAUGGUACUUAAAACAAUUUGGUUUUCAAGGGUUGGUAUAGGAUUUUAGAUCUUCCAUAAUAUUACAACAUCCAUGCUUUCCCUUUUGUUAAAAUAUGAUGUAGAAGAGGGAAGGGUUUUAUAUAACUGGAAUUUGAGACACUGUGACAGUUGGCAUUAAUGUUAAUUGAGAGAGUGAAAUUUACCGCUUUAACUUCUUUGAUUACUUGACUGUCUGCUCUAUUUGACUUUGCCCUUGACACUGUCUAUCUGGCAAAUAGAAUUUUUCUUUAUUUCAUUGCUGAUAAUUUUGUGCGGAUCCGCUGAUUUCCACUUUUUUUUUUGUUUCCAAAAUAUUACUACAAAAGUAAGGUAUGUGUUAUAUUAUUGUAGUUAGUAUUAGAGUUCUAUGUUGAAAUUUCGGUGUAUUGCAACGGGGUUGGAAUAUUUUCCUCUUUUUUUUACUUUUUCUCAUUAUGAGCCCUGUUAUUUAGAAAACGAGCAGAAUAAAUUGUGAAGGCAGAAAUUAUGUUUUUAGCUAGUUUUAAAAAUUCAGAUUUUACGGAGAGGCUCAAAAGGCCUAGUUUUUUAAGAACAGAUUUUGUGAUGAAUAUGGACUUUUAUUGCCAUUGCCAGCAGCCUCUAAUGAUACUAGUAUUAUGGCUUUAGUUUGUUUUCACAUAAAAUUAUACUGUACUUCAAUACGUGAAUAGAGAAAAGUUCCCAUUUAUGAUUUCUAAUUAUCACUAAAAUGAUUAGGGAAGAUGGACUGUCAGUUAUCAAAUAAAGAAUGUAAGAGACAUGUUUUUCAAAUAUUGCCAUGACAUAUACAGCAACUAUACCUCUGUUUUACCUUGAAUAUUUUUUUGUCCAAUGAUAUUUGUAGGUGUAUAAUGUACUUAUAAUACUCUUAAAAAGGACAUAAUCUUACUAAAUGUAAAUCACUCGAAUUGCUUACUUUAAACUGAUGCGCAUAUAGUAGUCAUGUCUGUUUUCAUUGUGAAGGGCAUUAAUGGAAGCGAAGAGCAACGCAUUGUUACUGCUUUACUGCUGUUACUUUUGGAUCUGACACCGUACUUGUAAAAUACCCAUAAUACAAAGUCCUUUAUUUUUCGUGAUCUGCUUUUGAUGAGGAUGCCUUGGCGAAUUUUACAAUGUUUUUGUAUUGGAAUUAUUUUGUAAAAACAUUUUUCUGAAAGUUGACUGGACAUUAGCAGUUCCCAGUAGACUGGCUUACUUCCCCAUCAUGAUAUUAAAAAACCCAACUACCUGAGAAUCAGUUGAUAUUAAUUUGUCGCUGUAAAAAAAAAAUAGGUACAUUAAUUAACUAUUCAGUUUUCAAAACUUAACUUUCAUCUUUAUGUAUCAUACAUAGAAGUUUGUGUAUUUUCAAGUUCUUAGACUAAUAAGUAUUUGUAUCAUUAUGAUGAUAUUAGAAAUAUUCUCUAUCCAUAACUUUCAUUAGGAAUGUGAUAUAUACUUUUUUCCUGUAUGUGCAAUGACCAUUAAUAUUAGUAUCAUUUUCAUAUAUUUGAAAUGGUUUUUAUAUUGCCAAAAUGGGAUGGUUUAGGUCUCAAUUGGCAUCUUUAGUGUAAUAGUUAGGUUCUUCGUUUUUUUAUUAGCUAAAGACACGAUUUGAAUGCGGAGAAAUAAAAUAUCGAGUUUCUUGGUCAGUUUGCUAGGAUGCUAUAUAUUCCCUCUCGGCGCAGGAUAGCCCUCCCGACAAGCUGAGUCAGAAACAGCUUGACCAACAAAUAUCUCAAUUUGAUUGACGGGGGUGGGAAACAUUUGAAAUUUCGAAGGAAAAAAGCAAAAAUGAAGGUCUUACUCCUGUAUGUUGUAUGGUGAAAUGUGUUGUUACUAGUUGUCCAAUUAUAAAAGCAACAAGUUAUAUAUGUAGUGACCCGUAUGAUUUUUCUCUUACAUUAUCUUUUUUUUGUGGGGGGGUUUUUUUCAUGUGUUGAUGGAAUGAAUAUCUUUGUUAAGACAAUCAUAUUCUUGUGGGGUCAGGAUCCUCGUAGCCACUAUUUCUAUUCUUUAGACAAUUGUAUUACACGAACAUAACCUUUGAUUUGCUCAUGUUGUAUUUGUAACGAAUACAGUAUUCUUGCUCAAAUUGGUGUCUAUAGUGUGAAGGUUACAAAGUCAGUUUUGGCCGUGAUGGUCAGGUUUGAAGCAGCCACCCCUCUAAAUGCUGUAAUUUGAAAUGAUGGGACAUAAAACAUUAUGUCAUUAAUCUUUUGCUCUCUAGAAAUCCAGGAAUUAAAGGGGAUGUAUUACUCUUAAGUAGUUGAAGUUGAAGUAUGGGGAAAUACUUCCUUAUUAGCGUUGUUCCAGUUAUGCCACAAAGAUCUUCCUACUAUAAGUGAUAUUAUCCCAUACAUGUUACAUUUGCUUUCUUUUUAUGGCAAAUAACAUAAAAGAAAAACUUCCUAGAUAUAGUGUAAUUACUGUCGUAUGUUUGGAAACCAUUGAAAUUUUUUCAAAGUGAAAACUAGUUUAACUUUGUUAACGUUAUUCAUGCUUCCCAGAAAAGAGUUGUUCUGUAUAAUGUUAGUUUUUAGGUGAAACAUAAUUAAAUGGCAUAAUACCUACUUCCAUAAAAACUUAUUUUUUCUUUACCAUACCGGAUACCUCAAAGGUUUAAAUAAUCAUUGUCAAAGUCUACAUAAUCAUUGUAUCUAGAAUUUUAAUUUGUCUUUAUAAUCUAUUUUUACUGUUACCCAUUCCAUAGUCUACGCAUGUUUUUAUAUAAAGAAAGCCUGUUAUUUUUGGAGCUGGUAUAGGCAAUAUAUUUAUUUUUUCAGAAUUUUAAAAACGAUUGCUGGUUAAUCUGAUUGCUAUAUUUUCUGAGUCGUUGUCCAUCGUUACUUUGAGCUAUAGCCUUGAAAUUAGAAAAGGAUUGUUAAAUUUACAGAUUGGACAUUUUUACAUGUAUGGUUUCAGUAAAAGCUGGAACAUGACUUUAUACUCGCACCAAAGAUCUGAAAGAUUUGAUAUUUGAUCAUGGAAUAAAUUUUUUGUUGUUACUCUCCUCAAUGUUAACCACGUUAUUAUUAUACACUUAUUACAGCAGUUCACAUUUUUAACUUUAUAUUAUAAAACCUUUGCAUAAUAGAACAAUAAAAUUUUCUUCAGUAUAAUUUUA